Molecule: messenger RNA, 908 nt
Organism: Perca fluviatilis (European perch)
Lineage: Eukaryota; Metazoa; Chordata; Actinopteri; Perciformes; Percidae
Gene: prxl2c
Product: peroxiredoxin like 2C
Source: RefSeq, a predicted model, not a curated record
AUGCGAAUUCGGGAAGCCUGAAAAAAAAUGGCUGAAGCAGUUUCACCAAUAACUCGACAAGUAAAUUCAGAACAUCGUGCAAUUAGGAGCCCUUCUGUCGAUUUUCGUCUUGAAGACGUCGAAGAUUGUUUAAUUUACGACCGGCAUGGAGUCUCUGAUCCGUUCAAGAAAUUAUAUCAAGACAGGAAAUCGGUCAUAAUUUUCGUGCGGAAUUUCUUGUGCUACAGCUGUAAAGAAUAUGUGGAGGAUUUGAGCAAAAUACCUAAAGAAGCACUGGAGGAUGCUGACAUUAGACUAGUUGUGAUUGGCCAGUCUGCUCACCAUCAUAUAGAGCCUUUCUGCUCAUUGACGGGGUAUCCUCAUGAAAUAUAUGUGGACCCAGAGAGGUGCAUUUAUCAAAAGCUUGGGAUGAAGAGAGAGGAGAAAUUUACGGACUCAGCGUCCUGCGCACCCAAGCAAGGUGGAGCCAUCAUUGCAGGACCAGGCUCUCAUGUUCAUUUUUCCCAUUUUGACAUGAACCGUCUGGAUCACAUGCCCAUUAACUGGCUCCUGCAGCUCGCCGGAGUUCAACAGACUCUGGACUUCAGCGAUAAGCCAAAGAUCGUCCAUGUGUAGCCAGCUGGCCGCCUUCCUCCCUCUCCCCACAUCACUGUUUGGGCAACAAAUAUUUUUUUAGUCUAUUUUUUUAUCAUGUCUGUACUGGGACGCUGCCUUGCCAAAAUCUUGGAUAGGUCUGAAAUGUACAGUCUAUGUUGAGUGUGAAAAUUCAUUCUUGACCAAUGGAAACUGUAUAGUUUGACAAAAAUCUUAACUCAAUGUCUUCUUCCUAAGCCCUUUGUCUCCUUGUGAAGCACAGCUCAUUAACAAUUCUUCUCCACCGACCACCGCUCUCGGUUUUGGGAUGCUUA